ACACGGAAAUACUUUCACUUGGUCUGGGCUGACAGCAAAGGAUAACGUUCUUACAAAGGGAAUCAUCAAAUUCUGAUUACAUCUAAUUCUAGGAUAGUGAGCGCCGAACGCAAAAUAAACAUGGAAGCUAUUGUGACAAAAAGCCUGGUGUUACUGAUGGUCACCUUCACCCUAACGCAGACAGUCCACAGUCAGGGAUUCCAUUUCAGUCAGAGCUGGCGACCAAAUGGCAAGCGAUCGCAAAUGAACAACAACGAAAUCAUGGGUAAAGUGCGACAAUGGGCAUCGCUUGGAAAUGUUGAGAAUAGUGGAAAAUGCGCCUUGACACCAGAAGGCGCUGGUGCUGUGAUGAAAAUAAUUCAGGAUGAGGUUCAGCGAAGUCGAAGCUUCUGCCGAAGUGAUGUCGCAAUCAUGUCAGCACUUUUCAACGUGGCUGGGACAGACAUCAAGAAAGACUAAUACCACAAAGUCUACGAGCGAGCUCAACCGGUCGCCCCCAAGCCAGAUAUCUGUCGCAUUCUGGUCUGCAGGUGAACUUCCCAUCAGUGAUUUCUGCCCGGGUCUGCAGGUGAUCCUUGAUCAAUUACAACAACGCCCCAAACCGCGGAUAUGUGACUUGAUACGAUAUCAAGGACAUUAGCAAUUGAUACCAUUUAUUUCUGAAGUGCUGUGCAGCUGCAAUGUCAUAAAACUCAUUUCAAAAGCUAUUUUUCAAGGAAGAAAACUGGCUCUCCGCCUUAAUUUUCGUCUACUCUGCAAAUUUCAUCGGAGAAUUGAUGUAGUCAAGCAUGGAGAUGAAAUCAUGUGACGUCUGUUGAUAUGGAGAUAAAGAUUUGAAAAUUUUACAAUACGAAGGUGAUUGUUCCAAGGAUCACAUGCUGUCGUCUUUUCGGUGACACUCAGUUUAAAUUGAAGAAAUUAGGAGCGUUUAGUUAUGCAGCAAGUAGCGUCAAACCCUCUAUUUUUGCACCCAUCUUCAAUGAUAUUGAGUGUCUGAAUGGUUUUAAGGACACAGCUGAAGUAAACUGUUGAUUAUUUCCGAAAAUUAAAGCUGACAGUAUUAGAAUUAGUCCUUGCUUAUAAAAGACUCUUGGGGGUUGUUCAAAUUGACUGACCUUGUUCGUCGAAUGCAAUUUAAGACUCAAUUUGAUCUCUUUGGAUAGAGUCUCUUGCGAUUGAGUGGCUAAACUUGGGGGUCAACAUUUGCUGAUUUUGAUAACAUGGCUGACCGGAUGUCAGAAACAUCGAACAUUUCAAAGACUGACUUGAAACAAAUGCUUCAAACGUUAGAAUGGAGAACGAGCGAUUUAACAUGUUUAUUAAGCAAUAUACCAAAAAACUUUUUUAGGCUUUUUAAGGGCAGUGUCAUUUUCUCAUGAAAUGGACAGUUAUCUAAAUCUCGCACAGGUGAUGCCGCUGUCUGAAAAUAAUCUACCUUAUAGAAUUGAAAAGAGAGUCUCCUUUGAAACGAAAGAGCUUUGGCAACAAAAUAACCGCAUGGUAUUUAGGACGCAUCAAUCUUGAUAACACGAUAUAAAGAAGUUAAAAAUGUGAUUGAAAAUUUAUGAAUCAAAUCACACUUUUUUGGUAAGUGAUUCAAGCUGAUGGCAUGACAACGGCUCCACACAUAGUGCGAAUCCAAAUCAACUGGUAUCAAAUAUUUAUUUUACUGAACUGUACCGUCUUUGCAAAGGUUGCCUCAGAAUGCUUUUUUGCCUGUAUAAGGAUUGGGUUUCUUUGCUUAUAAAAGCCAACUUGUGUUGCAUUGCUUUUUUCAAGUAUGGUACCACAGGUCAUCUUGCAGGAGGGUGUUUGCUUAUCAUAAAGGGCAUGAAUUAUGAUGAAAAACAUGUGAUCGUGUGUACCCUCUACGACUGCCAAUGCCCCUAAAGGACUAAUAUGUAAUUAUUCAUGAACAUCAAAGAAAACUAUGUAUGCUUAUACUGUAUCUUUAAUACGACAACAGGCUGCUAUUUUCCGCCGCCACUGACGACACAUAUACCAUAUGUUGCUUUAUGAUUUUGAAAGACAUAUAUACAUGUACAUGAUUUUCAUAUGAAUAAAUUCACUCAAUGAUAAGUUA
Molecule: messenger RNA, 2083 nt
Organism: Lineus longissimus
Lineage: Eukaryota; Metazoa; Nemertea; Pilidiophora; Heteronemertea; Lineidae
Exons: 4
Coding region: 121-459 (112 amino acids)
Source: RefSeq, a predicted model, not a curated record